AUGACGGGCUCCGCUCCCAAGUUCGGGCUGGUGCUGCUGGUGGCCGUCCUGCUGCAGAGCCUGCUAGUCACCAUCACCGUGCUGCGCUUCAGCACCUCGCUCAACGCCUUGAAGGAGACCUUCUCCAGGAGCAGCGUAUCGUGCCUGAAAGGUUGGCAACUUCAAGGAGGGUCGGCCGUGAGAGGCGAUCCGUGUUGGCAGGUCACGCAGCAACUUCAGCAACUGAUCGAGAAGUCGCUAUCUCAACGCUACCAAAAGCAGAUUUCCUCAGCGGUCAAAGACGAAGUGUCUCGGGUUCUGCCCUCACUGGUGCCGGAAGACGGAGCGGCGCCGAGACCCAAAGUUGCCGCUCACGUCACGGGAAGCUUCCCGCCUAAAAUAGAUGGAGGACGAGCUGCGACGACAGGGGGCGUCCGUCGUGUUCACGGCCAGAAGAUUUCGUGGUGGGAAGGCGAGACGGGUCUCGCCUUCUUGCAAGACGUCCAGCUAGUAGACGGCGAGCUGGUCGUCCCGCAGCCGGGCCUCUACUACGUUUACGCGCAGACUUACUUUCGACACAUCCCCUCGCUGGACGAAGACGACGCUCAGGAGGGCGGCGAGGACCGGGGGAGGCCUUUGCUGCAGUACAUCUACAAGAAGGUGAGCAGCUACCCGGUUCCCAUCCUGCUGAUGAAGACUAGCCGGACCUCGUGCUGGUCCCGCGACUCCCAGUUCUCGCUGCACUCCGCCCACCAAGGGGGGCUCUUCACCCUCAGCCCCGGUGACCGCCUCUUUGUCACGGUGACCAACGCGUCCGCCGUGGAUAUGGACGAGAAGAGCAGCUUCUUCGGGGCUUUCCUCGUAAGCUAG
Messenger RNA from Nerophis lumbriciformis (worm pipefish), 849 nucleotides. NCBI's taxonomy places the organism in Eukaryota, Metazoa, Chordata, Actinopteri, Syngnathiformes, Syngnathidae. The record is from RefSeq and is a predicted model, not a curated record.